Stegodyphus dumicola is the source of this 2284-nucleotide messenger RNA. RefSeq names its product hook microtubule tethering protein (gene hook). The record is from RefSeq and is a predicted model, not a curated record. Gene Ontology annotation, cellular component: centrosome; cytoplasm. Lineage: Eukaryota; Metazoa; Arthropoda; Arachnida; Araneae; Eresidae. Gene Ontology annotation, molecular function: microtubule binding; dynein light intermediate chain binding. Gene Ontology annotation, biological process: cytoskeleton-dependent intracellular transport; cytoplasmic microtubule organization.
UCCUUGAUUCAGUCUCUUUAACCUCCUUAAUCGUACGUAUUUAUAUUAAGCGUGAACUGUUAGAUGAUAUAGCAGACAUGUAUAGUAAUUUUAAAACAAAUCAUUUCUCGUAUAUAUGUCUCAUAUAUAUGUUUAGUUUCUCGUAUAUAUGUUAAUCCAUCAUUUCUGAAAUUUCAAUGGAAGGUCUUCCUGGUAGUCUAAUACAGUGGCUGAAAACGUUUAACAUUGAAGGCGUAGAUGGUACUGUUGAAGACUUCACUAAUGGUGUAGUUAUUUCUAAAGUUCUGAAUAAUAUUGACAAUGAAUUUUUUGAAGAUGCUUGGCUGGCUAAAAUCAAAACAGAUACUGGCACAAAUUGGAGAUUAAAGGCCAGUAAUUUGAAGAAGAUUUUGAAAGGAAUUCUGGAUUACUACAGUGAGGUACUGGGACAACAGAUUACUGGUUUUCGUAUGCCAGAUGUAAAUGCCAUUGCUGAGAAGAAUGACGUAAUUGAACUUGGCCGAUUGCUUCAGCUAGUUCUUGGCUGUGCUGUUAAUUGUGAGCGGAAGCAAGAAUAUAUAGAAGCUCUGAUGGGUUUGGAAGAAGAUAUACAGCAUGAUGUAAUGAAUGCAAUCCAAGAGUUGAUAACUAAGGAAAUACCUGCAUCUUAUCAGUCAGAAACUUAUGUUGAUUUGAACAACCAGCUGAAAGGAUUGACUGAGGAUUUACAUUCUACAAAAGAAUCCAAAGAACAAAUUACUCAACGCUGCCAUGAACUUGAUAUGCAGGUAGCUAUUCUAUUAGAAGAAAAAAAUAGCCUGUUAUCAGAAAAUGAAAAACUUCUAGAGAGGCUGAACCAUAUAGAAAGCUUUGAGGAUCCCAGUACACUUGCUGGGAAGCGAUUUCAGCAAAUGCAACAGAAGUUAGAAUUAUUACAGGAUGAACUCUUCAAAAUUGAAACCGGCAGAGAUGAACUUAAAGCCAAGGUUGAAAAUCAAAAGAAGGAAAUUGUUGAUCUCCAACAAAAAAAUGAAGAACUUCAAAGGCUUGCUGAAGAAUCACAAUCUAUGAAAGAUGAACUUGAUGUUCUUAGGCAUACAUCUGAUAAAAUUAAUGUGUAUGAAGCAACCAUAGAGUCUUAUAAGAAGAAAUUAGAGGAUAUGAGUGACUUAAAACGACAGUUAAAAGUUCUUGAGGGAAAGAAUACCCAUUACAUGCAACAAUGUAUGGAGUUAGAAGAAGAACUGAAAAAAACUGUGAUGACAAAAACACAAGUAGAUAUGUAUAAAAAACAAGUACAAGAACUGCAGUCAAGGCUAUCUGAAGAAACUAAGCGUGCUGAUAAAGCUGAAUUUGAAAAGAAGCGAGCAUUAGAGAAAUUAAACUCAAUCCAGCAAGAAAAAGAUAGAUUGGUAAUUGAACGUGAUUCACUUAAAGAAAGUUUGGAAGAAUUACGAUGUAUGCAGUUACAAAAAGAAAGCACUCACGAAGGGAGUGGGAAUGAGGCAUCAAUGGGGGAUUCAGAGCUGUUGGAUGCUGUGCCUCCAGAAAUAAGAGAGAAACUAAUCAGGUUGCAACAUGAAAAUAAAAUAUUGAAACUAAAUGAAGGAACUACUGUUGAUAAACAACUUACUCUAAUUCAGAGCAUGUUGGAUGAUGCAAGAUCAAGAAUUAACGAGCUUGAAACUGAUAACAGAUUAGCCAAUCAAAGAAUAAUGGAACUGGAAAGCCAGAUUGAAGAUAUACAUGCGAAACAGUCAACAGUUACUGUUCAGGAAGAUUCUGAAUUAAAACAGAAACUGAGUUCUGCAAUUAAGAGACAAAAAGAAACAGAUGUCGAAAUACAAAAUUAUAAUGUAACAAUAGAGUCUCUUGAAAGUCAGAUUGAAGCAUCAGUUUGUAGAAAUCAGCAGCUACAAGAAUGUUUGAACCGUAAAGAUGAGGAAAUGAAGGCUAUGGAAGAGCGAUACAGGCGAUAUUUGGAAAAGGCAAAAAAUGUUAUUAAGACAUUAGAUCCAAAGAAGAAUGCAUAUUCACAUUUGGAUGUAGUCUCUCUGAAAGCACAGCUACUAGAAAAAGAAAAAAUUAUUUCUAAUUUAGAGAAGGAAGCAGAUAAAGCACGAGCUUUGCAUGACAUGGAAGAUAAAAUUAUUACAACAGCAUUUUAUAAUUUAGGUGCUCAGCUACAAAAGAGAGUUGCUGAAGAACGUCUCAGUCAAGGUGGCAUUGGUCAGACAUUUUUAUCCCAUCAGAGACAAGCUACUACAAGAAGAAUAAAUAUGAACUCGUCUGGAGUAGCAACCAG